Messenger RNA from Cicer arietinum (chickpea), 1865 nucleotides. Its product is annotated as probable polyol transporter 3. The record is from RefSeq and is a predicted model, not a curated record. Gene Ontology annotation, cellular component: membrane. Lineage: Eukaryota; Viridiplantae; Streptophyta; Magnoliopsida; Fabales; Fabaceae. Gene Ontology annotation, molecular function: transmembrane transporter activity. Gene Ontology annotation, biological process: transmembrane transport.
UAAAUGAAAAUCACUUGAAUUUUUUUUCAAUAAAAACAAAAUUGGAUUAAAAAAUGUAUUUGGGAAAAGAAACAAGUGGAAAUGGUCUCAACAAGUACGCUUGUGCUUGUGUGAUGGCAGCUACUAUUAUCUCUGCCAUAUUUGGUUAUAUUACUGGAGUGAUGGCAGGAGCACUGUUAUUCAUAAAAGAAGAACUUGAAAUAAGUGACAUGCAAGUUCAACUUGUAGCAGGAAUCUUAAAUGUGUGUGCAUUACCAGCAUGCAUGGUUGCUGGAAGAACAUCUGAUUACAUAGGACGACGCUACACAAUAAUUCUAUCCGCAGUAAUAUUCUUUAUAGGCUCAAUUUUAAUGGGCUAUGGUCCAUCUUUUCCAAUUUUGAUGGUUGGAAGAUGCACUGCAGGAUUUGGUGUUGGUUUUGCACUUAUCAUAGCACCUAUUUAUAGUGCUGAAAUUUCAUCACCUUCUUAUAGAGGUUUUCUAACUUCUCUACCAGAUGUUUCACUCAAUGUAGGUUUUUUACUUGGUUAUGUCUCAAAUUAUUUCCUAGGAAAAUUGUCUCUAAGACUUGGAUGGAGAAUUAUGCUUGCAAUUCCUUCAAUUCCUUCAUUUGGGUUAGUGAUUUUAAUGUUGAAAUUAGUUGAGUCUCCAAGAUGGUUGGUUAUGCAAGGUAGAUUAGGUGAUGCUAGGAAAGUUCUUAUGUUAAUUUCUAAUUCAAAAGAAGAAGCAGAACAAAGAUUGAAGGAAAUAAAAGUUGCUGUUGGAAUUGAUGAAAAGUGUGACCAAAACAUAGUUCAUGUUCCACAAAAAACUCGUAGUGGUGGUGGAGCUUUACAAGAAAUGUUUUGUAAACCUUCAAAACCUGUUAAAAAGAUACUAAUUGCAGCUAUUGGUGUUCAUGUUUUUCAACAAAUUUGUGGAAUUGAAGGAAUUUUGUUAUAUAGUCCAAGAAUUUUUGAAAAAAUAGGAAUUUCUGAAAAAAGUACAUUACUUUUAGCAACGGUUGGUAUAGGAAUAAGCCAAUCUUUAUUCACAUUUUUAUCAUCAUUUUUAUUGGACAAAAUUGGGAGAAGAAUUUUAUUGUUGGUUAGUUCAGGAGGUGUGGUUGUGAGUUGGUUAGGAUUAAGUGUUUGUUCAGCUAUAUUGGAAAAUUCUCAAGAUGAAGAACCAUUAUGGGCCAUAACUUUGGUUAUUAUUGCUAUAUACAUUUUGGUUGCUUUUGUUGCUAUUGGAAUUGGGCCUGUGACAUGGGUUUAUAGCUCUGAAAUAUUUCCACUAAGGUUAAGAGCCCAAGGUCUUGGUAUUUGUGUGGCUGUAAAUAGGGUUACAAAUGUGGCUGUGGUUUCUAGUUUCAUUUCAAUUUUUAAAACCAUUACAUUGGGUGGGACUUUCUUUAGUCUUGUGGGUAUUAAUGUUUUGGCUUGGUGGUUUUAUUACUCUUUCUUGCCUGAAACUAAAGGAAGAUCAUUAGAAGAUAUGGAGACAAUAUUUGGGGAAGAUUCCAAGGAAGAGGUACAAAUGAAGAUUCAAUGCAACCAUGCAUAGUUUGGGAUAAGGAGUGUUGUUUUUCUUCUUUUUAAGUUAAAGUUUUUGGUGAGGGAAUGUCGCUCCGGUUUAAGGUGUAAAAAACCUUUUGAGGAAGCGUGUACUUACAAACAAAAUAAAUUUACUUUACUUUCAAAGAUUAGUGACAACUUAAAUGCUUAACAUGUCUCUGUAUAAAUUAAAUCAACAAAUUAACUUGUUAGAGUUAUUGGAGCAAUUAAAUAGCUCUUUGUAACGAGUUUUUUUUUAAUACAAUUAGUACAGAUGUAACAAGUGGUUUCAUUUGAAGUAUUGUUGAAAUCAUUUGAAGUGUUUUCUGCA